CCGUCUCGAGCGAGCUGCUGAUGGUACAGGAGGAGGCAGAGAAGGAGAUGAAGGCGGCCGCAACUCUGCAGGAGCUAGAAGACCUUCGACGCAAGUACAUGACCAAAAAGGGACCAGUGCAGAGGGUCAUGGGACAAAUGAGACUCCUCAGCCCGGAAGACAAGCCGAAGCUGGGUAAGGUUAGCAAUGUAGUGAAGGCGUCCUUGGAGGAAACGCUCAAGUCUUCCAAGGCCGCGCUCGAGAACGCUGCCGUCGAGGCGGAGAUGGAGAAGGACAAGGUGGACCUCACGCUGCCCGGGAUCCAAAGCGGGAGGCACGCCCCGCACGGGCACCGGCACCCGCUGUCCAUCAUGACGGAGCUGGCCACGGACGUGUUCAUAGACAUGGGGUACUCCCUUGUCGACGGCGUGGAGGAUGCUCCCGAGAUCGAAAACGACUACUACUGCUUCGAGGCGCUGAACUGCCCCAAGGACCACCCGGCGAGAGAUAUGCAGGACACGUUCUACAUCGAGCACGAGGAGGGGGAGGAGCCCUUGCUCUUGCGCACUCACACGUCGUCGGUGCAGAUCCGGGCCCUGGAGAGGCUGAAGCCGCCGCUCGCCAUCGUGGCGCCCGGCCGGGUGUUCCGCCGAGACACGCCGGACGCCACCCACAACCCCGAGUUUCACCAGAUCGAGAUUCUCAACGUCCAAAAGUCGGGGGAGCUGCACCUGGGCCACCUCAAGGGUACGGUGGACCACUUCCUCAAGAAGAUGUUCGGCCCCGACGUUAAGACGAGGUACCGGGGGAGCUACUUCCCCUUCACGGAGCCCAGCAUGGAGGUGGACAUCUGGUUCAAGGGGAAGAUCGACGGAAAAACAACCAGUUUCGCAUCCCCCCCCCGCGCGCGCCCCUUGCAAAUCAACAGGUGGAUGGAAGUGUUAGGGUGCGGCAUGGUGGACCCUCGCGUGCUUGAGAUGGCCGGAGUUGACCCCGAGGAGUACUCGGGCUUCGCGGCCGGGUUCGGGGUGGAGCGUUUCGCCAUGGUCUUGUUCGGGGUGCAGGACCUUCGCAACUUCUGGAGUAGCGACAUGAGGUUCCUGGAGCAGUUCCCAGCGGACAUUCAGGCAAGCGGCACAUAA
Messenger RNA from Ectocarpus sp. CCAP 1310/34, 1121 nucleotides. The record is from the annotation of a GenBank genome assembly. Lineage: Eukaryota; Phaeophyceae; Ectocarpales; Ectocarpaceae.